Eublepharis macularius is the source of this 2593-nucleotide messenger RNA. Its product is annotated as fibrinogen-like protein 1. The transcript is spliced from 9 exons. The record is from RefSeq and is a predicted model, not a curated record. Lineage: Eukaryota; Metazoa; Chordata; Lepidosauria; Squamata; Eublepharidae. Bases 222 to 1208 code for a protein of 328 amino acids.
UUGACGCCCGCGCUGUGGGCACCAAGAGCCUCCGAGCAACUCACGCGUUAAGAGCUGCCUCCGCGGCUGCUCCUCCGGGCUAAGCGCAGCUCCCCAAGCGGCUGGGCUGUCAUCUCCUCCAAGGCCUGGGAAGCAAACCCCUCUUAUCAUGUGUAUUCGGACUGUGAAGGAUAUUGACGCAUCUGACUACAACCAAAGAGAUCUGUAAAAAAAAUAAUGCAAUGAUGACUCGAAUGCUGCUACUGCUGUUGCUUCUUGGGCCCCUUUGUUCGCCAUCAUCUCGACUUUCGGAAAAGCAUGACUGUCUGUUAGAUAACAGUAAGCUACGGCAGAGGUUAAAAAUGCUUCAAGACUUAUCCUAUUUGUGUGAGAUGCAGUUGAAGGAUCUCUUGGGGAACAACUAUCACAGGAAAAAGAGCAAGAUAUUCUCUGCCAUGAGAACAUGGCAGAAUACACUUUUGCCUGCAACUAGUGGGAACCUCCUAGUCUAUGACCAAGACUGUGCAAUGGUACUUAACAGUGGCAAAACUGAAAGUGGCUACUACAGAGUUAAGCCUAGAGCAGACAGAGAACCUUUCCUUGUGUACUGUGACAUGUCCGAUGGGGAAGGGUGGACGGUGAUUCAACGGCGCAGCAACGGCAAAGAGAAUUUCUACAGAAGAUGGGCUGAUUACAAACAAGGAUUCGGACAGCUGCAGAACAAGGAUGAUGAAUAUUGGCUUGGGAAUGAUAAGAUCUAUGACCUGCUCAUCAGAGGGGAAACGUCCUUGAAAAUUGACCUGAUGGACUGGAAGGGGGAGAGAAGAUACGCAAUUUAUGACAAUUUCCAAAUCCAGAAUGGGAAGAGUAAGUACAGGGUAUGGUUUGGCACCUUCUCCGGGACUGCUGGGGAUGCUUUAUCUGGAGGAGGCAGCUAUGAACAGCAGUGGUCUGCCUCGCUCAAGGGAAUGAGGUUCUCUACCUCCGACAAGGACCAUGACCGGUUCCUGACGGGCAACUGCGCCGAAGAGAACAAAAGCGGCUGGUGGUUUAAUAGAUGCCAUGCAGCAAAUCUCAACGGACAAUACUACAAGGAUGGGGAAUAUACCGGUUCCUUUGACAAUGGAGUGGUUUGGGCAACGUGGCGAGGAUUUUGGUAUUCUCUCAAAUAUACAGCCAUGAAGAUCAGGCUCCUGUCUGACGUGGAGAGCGGAGAUGGUGAACACUAAGAUGAUCCGAGCAUGCGUCUCAAAGUGAAUAUAUAUAAUAGUGCAAAUAAACCCUUUUAGGAAUGAUACACAUUCCUCAGAUUUAAAAUCAGUUCCAUUGCAAGCAAUAGAACUGGAGCAACACCAGUUCAGCAGCAGCUUCUAAAUUUUUGCAGUGAACACACCAUGAACUAUGGUGCAAUUCCCAUGCUGUAUUCUGCUUUGGGCUUCCCAUAGCAAUAGGAUAUCUGUAUCUGCUACUUGGCAAGGCAAAGAAUUACAGAGAUGGAGACCAGUGGGUACAAGUUCCUUGGGGUGGGGUGGGGUGGGGAAUGAGACUGUCAGCCAGCCAGGACUAAGAAGGAAGGUGUUGCUCAGUUUACCCAGAGUAAUGCUUAAAACAAUACCCCGACUUGUUCGCAAUUACAGUAAGAAAAAAAAUGCAUUAUCCUGCAAAAAUUAAGUAGGAAAAUGUUGUAACCUAUCCAGUGUAGGGAUCAAAUCUGCAAGAAUUAUCUAUUCUUUUUUCUAAUUAAAAAAAGAAAGGGGCUGGUACUGUUUACCACCUUGGGGCCCAAGCCUACCCACCCAAAGAGGUGCUGGUACUACAGAAAGGGGGGGCUGAGAAUUAUAUAAUCCAUUGUUUACUGGAUGGUGUGAAACCCCCCCUCACCCCACAAAUAAAACCAUUUCCACCAAAAAGAAGCUGUUUGCAUACCAGUCUUUUUUUUUUUUAAAUGUUGUAUUGGAGCCAAGCUACAAGUGACGCCUUACCCAGGUUGGACUCUUGUCAGCUUCCCUCAAGUUUUGAUGGGAAAUGUAGGCGUCCUGGUUUUACAGCUUGGCUCUCCAUUACAGCUGCAAGACCAGGAUGCCUACAUUUCCCAUCAAAACUUGAGGGAAGCUGACAAGUGUCCAACCUGUGUCAGGCAUCACUUGUGGCUUAGCUCUUGGAGUCCUUCCCAUAAUACACCUUUUUGGCUCUGGUGGCUUUCUUGACUGUGGAGGGGAAAGAAAAAUCAAAAUGGGGAAUCUAAUCAAAGCAGAAGACAGUCUAUUAUCUCAAAAGCUUAAUAUUUUCUUUUGAGUAAAUCAAAGCACAAUUUUUAAAAAUGGGAGCUGUAGUGAUUCUAACAAAGGUCUGCACAUUGUUGUUGGGGGUGGGGAUUGGCAUGUUUCAAUAUAGCACAUGGACCAUCUGUCACCUGAGCCCUUUCCUUUAAAAAAGGUACAAAUAGCUGUACCCCUUUAGGAGAAAAUGAAAUGCAUAUUCAUAAUCCCAAAUUUAAUGAAAUUAAGGAAGAAGCAACAAUAUUUGUAUGAGGAAAUGUACUUACUGUAAAAAGUUCCUUUAUUUUUGUAUCAAUAUUUUUUAACCCAUGUAGUAUAAAAUACUUUGUAAACUA